AUGGGAUUUUUGAGUGGUGUUCUCAGUAACAUCAAAGAGCAUUUAGGGCAGCAUAAAGAGACAAUUACAGAUGCAAUUAACACUCUUAACACCAAUAAACACGCCGGUAAAAAAGGUUUUAGUGUUGCGAUUGGAAGUGUGGUCGAAGGGGUGGGGAGGUAUAAUGAGAGGGUGAAGAGGUCGAAUGAUGAAAUUAAAAAACCCAUUAAAAAUCUUCAAAAGCAAAUUGAUAAAAACAUUGUAAACGCAGUAAAAAGCAUUUUGCCGAACGAAAAUGCAGUCACUAAUGAUGCCUUGAUGCAGGCUGUAGAGUUAAUUAAAAGUAAACUGCUUGAAUGUAAACAAUUUGCAACAGAGUUCAAUGAAGCUCUAAAUACCGGUAAAAAAGAAGAAAUAAGAAAAGCAAUCGACGACUUAAAUCCCAGAUUACAGGAAUGCGUGAGGAACGCUUUGAAGGCUGUGAGCCAUGAGAGUCAGCGGCUCAAUGAGCUGUCGAAUAAGGAAAGUGAGGACUUCGAAGUAACAAACAGAAUCAUCACCGAAACUCUCCAAUCGCUUCACACACAAAUGAACAAGCAUAUUAAUAGGGAAGUAAAAUAUCUUGUAGAGCAAUUCAAAAGACUGGCGAAAGAUAUUUGGAAACAACUUAACGCUAUCGACACUAAGCUGGAAGAGUAUGUGGAGGAGUUGAAGAAAUGGAUAGAUGCGUCCGACAAAAUUGUUGAUACAACGAUAUACGAGGCUGAAGGAAUUGUACAAAAAGGAAUUGGAAAGAAUCAACAAAAUUCUAUCAAACGAGUUGGAGAGCAGUUGGAAAGGCGGAGAAAGGAUCUCGAAACAAAUAUUAAUGGUGUAAAAAGAAAACUUGAAAGUCUGGCGCAGCAAGUUACUGAGCAAGCAGACAGCCUUGAGGUCAAUGUACGUAUUGGGUUGCAGGCGUUGAGGGAUGAUAUUAGUAAGAUGUUAAAUGAUGUGAGAAGCAGCAGUGCGGUGAAUGGCGUAGUCAAAGGUCUGGUAGGUAAGCAGUUCCAGUCUUUAACUGAGUCUAAAAAUGAGCUCACAGCAGUAAUCGGCCGAAUCACAGAAAAUUCUGCGAGCCUUGGUUCUUUGUACAUUAAAGCGUUUAAACAAAAAUUUUAUGAUUUUGCGGAAGCGCUUGAAAAAGCAAAUCUACAAAAAUUCCAAAAUGCUUUAUCACCAAAAUCAAGAAAACUUGAGAGCUAUGUCGGUAUUUUACAACGUAUCAGUAGUAUGUUAAAUGUUCAACCGUCGACAGCCGGAAGUAUAAUGGAGCUUGUAGAAAAGUUGAAUAGUGGAAUGCGUGCUAUAACCGAACACUAUGACGAAAUAACAUCUGGAACGCCAUCUACUGUGAAAAAUCUAAAAAAGCUGUCGACAAGGCAGCUGGCCAAAAAAAUGCCUGGGCGAAAACUCCAAAAAAGUUUCAUUCGGCAAAAAAAAAAUUGCUAA
This is a messenger RNA of Babesia bigemina, 1470 nucleotides long. RefSeq lists its product as hypothetical. The transcript has a single exon. NCBI's taxonomy places the organism in Eukaryota, Apicomplexa, Aconoidasida, Piroplasmida, Babesiidae. The record is from RefSeq and is a predicted model, not a curated record. Bases 1 to 1470 code for a protein of 489 amino acids.